Molecule: messenger RNA, 974 nt
Organism: Lolium perenne
Lineage: Eukaryota; Viridiplantae; Streptophyta; Magnoliopsida; Poales; Poaceae
Source: RefSeq, a predicted model, not a curated record
AGAAGUUUGGUUGGACAGUGCUUCUCUUGCUAUGUCAUGGAGCCUUUGGCUUUGUCGAGCUCCCAAGUUUCGUACUCCGGUACUUUUUCAUUCUUUUGAUCUUCCUUGUUCUUUGAGUUGGCUAGUUUCCAUCUAUAAAUAAUCGAGCUCCUAGGACAAGCCCCACAUGUCCCACUCUCUCAGCCACGAACACUUCACAAUUGCCGAUCGUUACCACACACUUAGCGAUCCAUUCUCUCGUAUUUGCAUUUCUCAAUCUCUCUCUUGAGAUUGAGAACUACCUAGCCAACCAAGAAGACGAAGAUGAAAGCGAAGGCGAAGAUUAGCAUGGCUACCGAGUUGUUGAGGAAGGCGCUACGAGCACUGAGGGGCAAGGCCAGCGUCCUGAGGGCGCGGAUCCUCUUCCUCGCCUCGCUCCGCCGCAGGACGGCCAUGGUCGGCGUGGCGUCGCGCCACCUCCGCGUCCUCAUGCGGGGCCGCCAGAGAGACGCAGUGGACGACCAUCGCAAGGCCCUCGCCCCGUCGACGGCUGCGGCGCUGGAGGACGAGCAGGUGCCGCCGCAUGGCGUCGACGCCGCCAGCCUCUCCGAGCUGUUCCAAGAAAUCGUCGGCGACAACGAUGACGGGGGUUACCCUGACUGGACGCACUCGUUGUUUGACGACGACGACCACCAGGACGGCGACGUCGAAGAUGAACAGGAGCGCGGUGGUGGCUGCGAGGCAGUGGACGUGGACGAGGAUCGGCUGGCCGACGACGAGCCGUCGGUGAUGGACGUCAUCAGGAGGCGCAGGGAAGGGGACGGGGUGGAGUUCAACGUCGAUGAGGAGAUCGACCAAGCCGCCGACAUGUUCAUACGGCGGGUCCGCAGCCGGAUGAACAACCGGAGCUUCUAGCCGCCCGGGGCCUCCAAUUGUCUCGUUUCUUCGUGUCUGAAUUUCAGUGUUUGUUUUCGUUAGGGCCGUGGCCGUGUUUU